AUGACCGCAGACCUGGAGAAGGCGUCGUCAAAAGCCGAUGACAAGAUGGGCGAGGCUCAGCUGCACGAGACAACCGGCAAUGUGGUCGACAGCGAGUUGGCGCGUGAUGCCCAAGCUGGCGCCGACGCAGAGAAAUCGAUGACUUUGUGGCAAGGCCUCCGGGCCUAUCCCAAGGCUGUGGGUUGGUCUGUCGCAAUCUCUAUGGCAACCACUAUGGACGGAUACGACACAGGCUUUCUGGGUUCGCUUCUUGGACUUCCCGCCUUUAACAAGCAAUUCGGCUACGUCAACAACGGAAAAUACACCAUCCCUGCUUCAUGGCAGAGUGCAGUUUCCAACUCUGGCUCUAUCGGCAUCUUCAUCGGCGUCCUCAUCAACGGUUGGCUAACAGAGAGGCUGGGCCACCGCAAGAUUCUUCUGUCCUGUUAUGCUCUGCUCACUGGUCUUAUCUUCAUACCCUUUUUCGCCCCGACUCUGGGUGUCCUGGUGGCUGGUGAAAUCCUCUGUGGUCUAUGCUGGGGCCAGUUCAGCAUCACGGCUGCGACCUAUGCGUCCGAGGUCUGCCCUCUGGCCUUGCGAGCGUAUCUCACCUCGUACAUCAACAUCACCUGGAUCGUUGGCCAGCUCUUGGCCGCUUGCGUCAUGCGGGGCGUCUCUUCGAUGGAUGUCAACAAUCACUGGUCAUACAAGAUCCCUUUUGCCGUUCAGUGGGUUUGGCCCAUUCCGUUGUUCACCUUUGUCUGGUUCGCUCCCGAGUCUCCUUGGUGGCUGGUCCGACAAGACCAGUUGGACAAGGCCGAGCAGUCUCUGAAGCGGCUGUCUGCAAAGGAUAGCACUGUCGACACGAGGAACACCAUCGCUAUGAUGGUACAUACCAAUCAGCUUGAAAAGGCCGCCGAGACUGGCACCUCCUACAUUGAUUGCUUCAGGGGAACUGAUCGGAGACGUACAGAGAUCGCGUGCAUGGCCUGGGCCACUCAAGUUUUCUUUGGUCUGCCACUCAUUGGCAUCCCGACAGACCAGGCUUUUAAUAUGGGUGUCGGCAACCGUCUGGUCGCGUUUGUUGGUACUGCACUGUCCUGGGUGAUGCUCACCCACUUCGGACGUCGGCAGAUCUACUUGUUCGGUGUCACUCUCAAUGUGUGCGUCAUGCUAUGCAUUGGUUGUGCCUCGUUGGCCAACACCCACUCUGCAAUGUGGGCUCAGUCUAUUCUGCUGAUUCUGUGGCCCUUUAUCACGAGUAUGACGGUCGGGUCGGUGGCCUUCUCCAUCGUCACGGAGGUCGGCUCUACACGUCUCAAGGCCAAGACCAUCGCUCUGGCCCGGAAUACAUUCAACGGCCUGAACAUUGUCUGGGGUGUCGCUAUGCCCUACCUCUUCAACGAGACCGAGGCCAAUCUGAAGGGCAAGGCCGGAUUCAUCUUCGCCGGCACUGGUUUCCUCUGCUUGAUCUAUGUGUUCUUCCGUCUACCAGAGUUGAAGGGCCGAACUUAUGAAGAGCUGGAUAUUCUUUUUGCCGAAAAGGUUGCGGCGCGAGACUUCAAGAAAACGGUCGUCAAGGCAUACCAAGAGAACCUCGAGAAGUCUGAAGUCCAUGUUUUGAAGCAUUAA
Messenger RNA from Thyridium curvatum, 1611 nucleotides. RefSeq lists its product as uncharacterized. The coding region runs from base 1 to 1611 and encodes 536 amino acids. Gene Ontology annotation, molecular function: carbohydrate:proton symporter activity. The record is from RefSeq and is a predicted model, not a curated record. Gene Ontology annotation, biological process: transmembrane transport; carbohydrate transport. Gene Ontology annotation, cellular component: membrane. The transcript has 3 exons. Lineage: Eukaryota; Fungi; Ascomycota; Sordariomycetes; Thyridiales; Thyridiaceae.